Messenger RNA from Mesoplodon densirostris (Blainville's beaked whale), 7182 nucleotides. It is a transcript of the gene AVL9, whose product is annotated as AVL9 cell migration associated. Bases 230 to 2179 code for a protein of 649 amino acids. The transcript is spliced from 16 exons. Gene Ontology annotation, cellular component: cytoplasm. NCBI's taxonomy places the organism in Eukaryota, Metazoa, Chordata, Mammalia, Artiodactyla, Ziphiidae. The record is from RefSeq and is a predicted model, not a curated record.
AGCCCGGAAGCAGCGGAAGCGGAUGAGGGAAGCUCGGCCGCGGCCCGUGGGGGCGGUGCAGAGCUGCAGGAGCCUCGGCCUCCUCCCCGUUCCCUGCGCGGCUCUCAUGCGGCGCCGUCGCUGACACCUGAAAUCCACUGCUCGCCGUCCUCCUGGGGAUCACGGGGUUGCUCGGCUUGCCGCCCUCGGCGGUUGCAGUCAUCGUCGUGCGGGCCUGCGGCGGUCACCCAUGGAGAAGAACGGGCGGGGCGGCGAUAGCGCCCCCCGGGGGCCCGUACUGCACAUCGCGGUGGUCGGCUUUCAUCACAAGAAGGGCUGCCAGGUUGAAUUCUCUUACCCGCCCCUGAUUCCAGGAGAUGGACAUGACAGUCACACUCUACCUGAAGAAUGGAAAUAUUUGCCCUUCCUUGCCUUACCAGAUGGCGCACACAACUACCAAGAAGAUACUGUGUUUUUUCACUUGCCACCCAGAAAUGGAAACGGAGCCACUGUAUAUGGUAUCUCUUGCUAUCGACAAAUUGAAGCCAAGGCGUUGAAAGUACGGCAAGCAGAUAUCACCAGAGAGACCGUUCAGAAAAGUGUCUGUGUUCUAAGCAAGCUGCCUCUCUAUGGCUUACUUCAAGCAAAACUUCAGCUCAUUACGCAUGCAUAUUUUGAAGAGAAGGAUUUUUCCCAAAUUUCCAUUCUAAAGGAGCUCUAUGAACAUAUGAAUAGUUCCUUGGGAGGAACUUCAUUAGAAGGAUCCCAGGUAUAUCUUGGUCUAUCUCCUCGAGAUCUUGUGCUUCAUUUUCGACACAAGGUCCUAAUCCUGUUUAAACUAAUUCUUCUUGAAAAGAAGGUUCUCUUUUAUAUUUCUCCAGUGAAUAAAUUGGUGGGUGCCCUGAUGACGGUGUUAUCCCUUUUUCCAGGCAUGAUUGAACAUGGUCUCAGUGAUAGUUCUCAAUAUAGACCCCGAAAGAGUAUGUCUGAAGAUGUUGGGCUUCAAGAAAGUAAUCCCCCUGAAGAUGAAUUUGUUUCUAUGCCUGCUCCUGACAUUUCAAAUACCAACUUGGAAACUGUCGAGAAAAUCAUGAUGAGAAACUAUGGAAGAUAUGCUGCCAUCAAGACUGAAGAACCUUUGUUCCAGGUAGAUGAUGACAACAGUGAAGGACAGGAACCCAAUGACAACAAUCAAUAUUUGAAACCUCCUUCUCGCCCAUCUCCAGAGUCUUCAGAAAGUGACUGGGAGACCUUGGAUCCUAGUGUCUUAGAGGACUCCUCCUUGAAAGAAAGAGAACAGGUGGGAUCAGAACAGACAAACUCAUUUCCAAAGGACUCUUUGCCCUCAGACAGUCCUCCGAUUACUGUACAACCUCAAGCUAACACAGGCCAGGUAGUCCUGAUACCAGGGCUAAUUUCCGGUUUGGAAGAGGACCAGUAUGGCAUGCCCCUGGCCAUCUUCACAAAGGGAUAUCUGUGUUUGCCUUAUAUGGCAUUGCAGCAACAUCAUCUUCUCUCUGAUGUCACCAUUCGAGGAUUUGUUGCUGGAGCUACUAACAUCCUUUUUCGACAACAGAAACACCUCAGUGAUGCCAUUGUGGAAGUAGAAGAAGCUCUGAUCCAGAUCCAUGAUCCAGAACUCAGGAAGCUGCUUAACCCAACCACUGCAGACCUAAGGUUCGCAGAUUACCUAGUGAGGCAUGUGACCGAGAACCGGGAUGAUGUCUUCCUGGAUGGCACGGGCUGGGAGGGAGGUGACGAAUGGAUUCGAGCCCAGUUUGCAGUCUACAUCCAUGCACUGCUGGCCGCCACACUGCAGUUAGAUAAUGAAAAGAUCUUAUCAGACUAUGGGACGACCUUUGUUACAGCAUGGAAGAACACUCACAACUACAGGGUCUGGAACAGCAACAAGCAUCCAGCACUUGCAGAAAUAAAUCCGAACCAUCCUUUCCAAGGCCAGUAUUCAGUGUCAGACAUGAAGUUAAGAUUCUCACAUUCUGUUCAAAACAGUGAACGUGGCAAAAAACUUGGAAACGUCAUGGUCACAACGAGUCGGAAUGUUGUGCAAACAGGAAAAGCUGUUGGCCAAUCAGUUGGAGGAGCUUUUUCCAGUGCAAAGACAGCCAUGUCUUCAUGGCUUUCUACUUUCACCAGUUCCACUCCACAGAGUCUCACUGAGCUGCCUGACGGGAAACCCUGAGUGGAGCAAGCCACCCAGAAGCUGCUGUCGCUUUCUUAGGUUUAAGCGUCCCCUGUCUGUCUGCUGCUCCCAGACUGUUCCUCUUCAUCGACCACAGGUCCACAGCAGGGACCGACAGGUCAAACUGUUUACAUGGAUGGUUGCCCUCUGUGUAAAUGAAUGUCAUGGGAUGCUGAAAAGACAAAACCACAAACGUGGCAGGGACGGCUUCCCAGGUUGGGGUUUAAAUUGACUACUUUUAUUUCAGUCUGAGCCUGAUUGAAACGCAGUGAACGUUCUAGUGAAUUUUGAGUUCUGAUAGUAUACAUUUGUUUACUUUAGAAAAGUUUUUACUUCGUGUAAAUUUUGUUCUGUUGUUGCUGUUUGAAUAUCCAGAUGGAUGUUUAUAUGUGCUAAGAUUAAGUUAUAUUACUAUUUUAAUUUCUCUAAAGUGGGCCCUAAAAUGUGCUUACAUUUAACAGUAAGGGGCCAUAUAAACCAGCCCUUCAUUAUUAUCUUGCUGAAUUAUAUGAGGAUUUUUUGUUUGUUGGUUUUCUACCUACAAAACACAUUUAUCACUUCACUUCCUCCUAGAAACCGUGGAAGUCAGAGGUGGUAGUUCUGAGGAUGGAGUGUUUUGUUUUGUGCUUUUAAUUUAUUCUUUCCCAAUCCUAAGCACUUGCUUUGAGGUGUCAAGGUGGGUCACUGUGCUUUCUUCCUUUUCCUAAUUGUUCAAGUAGAUGUGCAAAGAAACAGCAUGGUGACGGUUUUAGCAGUGUUCAAGCAGUUUAACUGAGUGUGUAUUUAGGGCAAGACUUUUAAAGAUCUAGUUGUUAGUUCUAUUGACUGUAGUAAUGUUGCAAUCUUUACAUGCAUUUUUUAACCCAAAGUUUGUGCCUUCUAUUUCUUCUUUUGAACAGUUUUCCAUUGGGUGUUUACAGACUUACAGGUUUUUUCUUAGUCUUAAUCUUCAUAAAGCUUUUCAGGGCGCUUGGCCUUCCUACUUCCCUGAUAGAAAAUCCUCGUGUAAUCAGUCUCUACCCCCUUCCAAAAGUAUUUAUGAAAGAAAAGCAAGAUGAUCUGUAAAUAUUAAAUAGAAAUCUCAUCUUGGCUCACAUUUAGAAAAGCAAGAGAAGAAAACUACAGCCAUGACAUCAGUCAUGUUUCAUGAAGGACACCUGGGUUCAUUUUAGACACAGGUGUACUCACUACUGAAGAUUUUUACACAACUAGACCUCAUGUGGCUGCUAGGCUCAGCUCUCAUUUGCUUUUCAAGGGGACUUUGGCUGGGUGUUCUCAGGGAGUACUUACAGGCGACAGACUGCUUUUUCAGUAACAAAAGAUACUUGGAAAAUACAUCAUGAGUAUAAUCUACAUUUGAUAUAAAGAGUAUUGAGAAAAUCGGGGACCUAAUUAGGGAGGACGCUUGAUUCUAUUUGAUUUAUCCUUUAAGAAAUGUUUGUGUAAGAAGCACUACUAAGGCAUGUGAAAUGAAACAUAGGGACAUAAUCUAAAUAUCCCUAAAAUUUCCAAUUUGUGUUUUAACACAAGUCCUGCACACCUAAAAGCGUACUUCCCUUUGAGUAUAAUAACUCAAGGUAAAGGGCUUAUUGUGAGAACUCUGUUAAUUCCACUUCUAGGAAAGUUUGCUUUCUCAGGAAAUACUAUUUGAAGAGAAGAAAGUAGUACCAAACAAAACUUUAAAAGGUACUUUAAAGUUGCACUGAGACUAACAUCUUAUUGUUUCGUGAGGCCACAUUGUUGGGUAGAGUGUGAUAGCGUAUCGGGGCUCAGUUGCUACUCUCGACUGCCGGGCUGUUCACGGCGCUAAGAGUGCUGUGAGUGGUCAGCCAGCAUGCUGCUGGUUCCUCCUUUCGUUUAUAUGGCUUGUAUGAUUGGGGUGAAUUCUCAUCUCUCACUAUUCAAAGAAGUCCAAUCCACUUUGGAAUCCCACUGAAAUAAAACAAGUUACAUAAUACUUAACUUUGCUUUAGUAUCACUUACCCCCUAUUUUAUAUACACCUUAAUGGAACUUUCUAUUUAUGUUUCUGGUUAAGAGUUCAACUCUUAUUUACAGUGGUCAUUUAACUGACUUUCAACAUAAAGUGAGUAUUUCAGAAGAUAGAACUUUUGUCAUAGAAAUGGUCAAAAGACCAUAACUCUGUUUCCUUCAGGUUCUAGAAGGUAUGGGCAUCUUCAGGGAGUGCAGGCUAUUACAUUGUUGCUGGGGGGCCCUGGGGCAGCCAGCACAGUUGCAGGCAGGAAGCCUGGCCCCUGGUCCCGGGAGCCUACGUGCUUCAAGUUUGGGUUCCAGCCUCCAGCCCAGCAUCCAGCCUGGAAGCAGUAGCCUCCUCCAGCCACUGGCUCUGUGAGUGGAGCCAACACUGGUGUGGCUGUCUUCGGACAAAUCACUGGAAAAGGUAUGUGCUUUGCUUGGCCAGUGUUUUUGUCUGAGAACUGAGUGCGUUUAUGUAGGCCCGAGGGAGCUAGGGUCAGCCAGGCUUUUUCAGAGUGUGCCAGGCAACACAGACUGCAUCCAUAGCUUGGUGGAGACCUCGCUCCUGUCCAGAUGACUUAAAAAGAGUGUUUGGAAAAAGUCCCUGGUGUGCUUUAAUUCCUACUAGGCACUGUAAAGACGAUGACAUAGGUAAAGGAAAGAGUGUUAAAGCUGGCCCAAGUGUCCUGAGUUAAGUGAAUAGGAAAAGUUGCCUGUCACAGUACGGCUUAGGGUUAUUUUGCACCUGCAUUUAUUUGGCUCACAUAACCAGUAUGAAUAGUCUAUCUCCAAAUCCGUUAGUGAUUUACUAGCCCCCAGGCCCUAAAAUACAAUUCUCUUCUACUUUUUUUUUUUGCGGUACGCGGGCCUCUCACUGUUGUGGUCUCUCCUGUUGCGGAGCACAGGCUCCGGACGCGCAGGCUCAGCGGCCAUGGCUCACGGGCCCAGCCGCUCCACGGCAUGUGGGAUCCUCCCCGACCAGGGCACGAACCUGUGUCCCCUGCAUAGGCAGGCAGACUCUUAACCACUGCACCACCAGGGAAGCCCCUCUCUUCUACUUUUUGCUUUAAGAAGCACAGCAGCUAUAUCUUUGGGCAGCAAACCGGAGCAUAUGAUGUGAUUUCCUCAACCAUAUCUUGCUUUCCAAGUCCUAUAUUAAGCAUUGGGUUUUUUUUGUUUGUUUUUGUUUUUAGAAUAAUUUACUUAGAAAGGCAAGGAGAAAACAAAUUAGGAAGGGAGAGGUGAGAAGUUGCAAAGCCGAGAGACAAAGUCCUUUAAAAUCUGAAUGAAAGUACUUUGAGAGCAGUAUUUUUUUUUCUUUUGGUAUAAAUUUAUUUAUUUUUGGCUGUGUUGGGUCUUUGUAGCUGCGUGCAGGCUUUCUCUAGUUGCGGCGAGCGGGGGCUACUCUUCAUUGCGGUGCGUGGGCUUCUCAUUGUGGUGGUUUCUCUUGUUGCGGAGCAUGGGCUCUAGGAGCACGGGCUUCAGUAGUUGUGGCAUGUGGGCUCAGUAGUUGCGGCUCGCAGGCUCUAGAGCUCAGGCUCAGUAGUUAAGGCGCACGGGCUUAGUUGCUCUGCAGCAUGUGGGAUCUUCCCGGACUAGGGCUCAAGCCCAUGUCCCCUGCAUUGGCAGGCUGAUUCUUAACCACUGUGCCACCAAGGAAGCCUGAGAGCAGUAUUUAAUAUGCUAAAGGUUAUAAGAAUUCUUUUAUGAAGAACUUAGAUUUUUCAUCUGCUAGCUACAACUUUUAAAAUGAGGCUUUAACUUUAUCUCCCUGGCAGGCAGUUUUUGUUUUUAAUUUGUUUUAUGGAAGUUACAGCCAGUGGUCCUUUUCCCUGAGGCCUGGUGAUGAGUUUCGGAGCACCCAGCCCUGUAAGGGGCCAGUGGACUUACCCUGAACUCCUUGAACUUUUAUCUGCUUCAGCAGUUUGGGAAAGUAGCCUGUUAGGCUGGUAGCCGGUAAGUGUUGCCUGUUAUUUUAUCAGGGAGUUGGUUGGGACUCUUGAGAUGGCAUUGACAUUUGCAUGCUCUGAUUGUUUGACCAGAGGUGGCACGUCAUUCAUGGCCUUUCCACCCAGUUCUGUGGUAGCCUCUAAACAUGAUAGGGAAUGCAGCCCUAGUUUCUAGAAGAUGAUUGUCAUGCCAUGUAGCUCAGCGUGCCACUACGAGUCUUUUCAUUCCAAGUCUUUGGACUUCAUAACAUUGGAAUUGUUUUUUCAUUAUUUCCAACAUUCCAUAAAUAUUUGUCAAGGACAAAGAAAAGGAAUGUGGAUCUUUAUUCUUCUCAUAUAAAUAACUUUGUACACAUGACUUCCUGCUUUCAUAUGAAGGAGAAGAAACUAGCUCCCUUGUAUGGCAGCUCCAAAACUAAAAGAUUGUUGGACGUAUAAGGGGUUGAAUAUAUUUUGUAAAAUGCUAAUGUAUUUGUAUCUCUGUGCUGUUCUAAAGAUUACCUUUUUACUUAUAUUAAUUAAAGAUAUAGAAAAUAUAUAUUUAAAUCAUGUUAAAUGGGACACAACUUAGGGAUUUUCCUCAAUCUUAUUUUUCAUCAGCUUCUCACACUCAUGUAGUAUGCUGCUCAAAUUUUUUUGUGUGCAAUAUGAAUAUUUGAACAUUUCAGUCAGGUACUGAGCCAGAAAAGGUAAUUGAAGUUUUUAGAAAACUUACGUGCUUAGAAAAUAUAUUGUUUUCUUGAAAUAUUAAUAAUUUAUAGCUGGAAAUAUAGGAUCAAGACUUGUUUCAGGCCACUUGAUCACUGGUUCCUAAAUUUAGGAAGCAUAUGAUUAACAAGUUGGUGAAAGCAUUUAGUGGGUACAGGAAUAGUUUAAAUACUUGAGAUUAAAGGUUUUCCACACACCCCGUUCUAAGAAAGUUUAGCUUAGAAAUCUUAGAAAGUUUUCUUAGGAAGUUUAGAGCUAUGGUACAUGUUUUUGAUCAGAAAGGUAGUUUCUCUUUGCUCUAGUAGUUUUAUAAUUUGUACUAGUCUUUUGUUUCUGUUGUCAUUUGUUUUUUAAAAAAUGUUAAAAUUAUA